This is a messenger RNA of Boleophthalmus pectinirostris (great blue-spotted mudskipper), 1464 nucleotides long. RefSeq names its product angiopoietin-like 1a (gene angptl1a). Gene Ontology annotation, biological process: cell surface receptor protein tyrosine kinase signaling pathway. Bases 1 to 1464 code for a protein of 487 amino acids. The transcript is spliced from 5 exons. NCBI's taxonomy places the organism in Eukaryota, Metazoa, Chordata, Actinopteri, Gobiiformes, Gobiidae. The record is from RefSeq and is a predicted model, not a curated record.
AUGCAGGGGCUGAUGUGGGCUCUGUGCUCCCUGCUCUGCCUCUCCAUUUGGGAUCAAAGUUACUGCCGGACCUCCAGGGAAGCCCACAGGAGCAGGGAGCCAUCGCUGCAACGAAGGAAACGAGCUCCCGCAGAUCCUGAUGCUAAAAAAUGCUCCUAUACAUUCCUGGUGCCUGAGCAGAGGAUCACAGGCCCGAUCUGUGCCAGCACCUCCGGCCCGGAGCCAGACAAGGACCGCGUGACCCGUAUGGACAUUGCAGAUGUGCGGGAAGUGCUCAGCAAACAGCGGCGUGAGAUCGAGACACUGCAGCUGGUGGUGGACGUGGAUGGGAACUUGGUGAAUGAGAUGAAGCUUCUCAGGAAGGAGAGCAGGAACAUGAACUCCAGGGUGACCCAGCUCUACAUGCAGCUGCUACAUGAGAUCAUCCGCAAACGGGACAACUCUUUGGAACUGGCCCAGCUGGAGAACCGCGUCCUGAACGUGACCUCAGAGAUGAUGCGGCUCGCCUCCCGCUAUAAGGAUCUGGAGGCCCGCUACGCCAACAUGGCUGCUGUGGUCAACAACCAGUCUGUGCUCAUCACUGCACUGGAGGAGCAGUGUAUGAGGACCAUAGGCCGCGGUGAGCUGCCUGUUGUCCCACCGCUGGUCCAGGUGGUGCCCCAGAACAUACCUGUCAAUCACCGCAUCAACAACGAGAUACAGAGAGUCAACAGCAACAACAGGGCCUUCCCCCGAGGUUCCCGAAUGAACUCUCCCACUGCAAGUCCUUUAGGAGACAAUCCAGCUCCAGACGGCACCCUCACCUCUGAUGGUCCAUUCAAAGACUGCUACCAGGUGCGUCAGGCGGGGUACAGCACCAGUGGGAUGUACCUGUUGAAGACUGAGGGCAGCGAGCGGCUCAUUCAGGCCUGGUGUGAACACAGCCUGGACAACGGGGGCUGGACGGUGCUACAGCGCAGGAAAGAUGGCUCUGUGAACUUCUUCAGAAACUGGGAUAACUACAAGAAAGGAUUUGGCAACAUUGACGGGGAGCACUGGCUGGGACUAGACAAUAUCUAUAACUUGGCCAAACAAGGCGACUAUAGGCUGAUGAUUGAGCUGGAGGACUGGACAGGAAAGAAGGUCUAUGCGGAGUACAGCAGUUUCCGUUUGGAGUCGGAGAGUGAGGGAUACCGGCUCAGACUUGGAACGUACCAGGGCAACGCGGGAGACUCUUUCACCAGCAACAAUGGGAAACAGUUCACCACACUGGACAGGGAUAAAGACGCGUUUACUGGUAACUGCGCUCACUUCCAUAAGGGUGGCUGGUGGUACAAUGCCUGUGGUCAAACCAACCUGAAUGGGGUCUGGUACAGCGGAGGGGUCUACCGCAGCAAGUUUCAGGACGGAAUCUUCUGGGCUGAAUACGGGGGUGGAUACUACUCUCUCAAAUCGGUUCGCCUCAUGAUAAGACCAAUCGACUAA